AUGGUCCAGGCCACAGAGAAGAUCCUGGGCAGGGCGCGGCAGCUGGUGGACGUCAAGAAGGAGGACGGCUUCUCCGCGCUGCAUCUGGCCGCGCUCAACAACCACCGCGACGUCGCCGAGAUCCUUGUCAAGGAGGGACGCUGCGACAUCAACAUCCGUAACAACCGGAACCAGACGGCGCUGCAGCUGGCGGUGACGCAGGGCCACACGGACCUGGUGCAGCUGCUGGUGUCCGAAGGCGCCGACGUCAACAUGGAGGACGAGGACGGAGACACGGCCAUGCACGUCGCCCUGCUCCGCCCGCAGCUGGCCAGCGUGAUGCUCAGCCCCCCCGUGGGGACCAGCAGCACCGAGGAGCCCAGCGAGGGGUGCUCCUCCACAUCGCUCUACUGCAGGCUGAGCGCUUCAGGUCUUCUGGGGAACACCGAACUGAGUGUUGGCGCAGCUCUCGCUUGUUUUUUGGCGCAGGAAGGGGCCGACAUCAACUACGCCAACCACAAGGGAAAGAGUCCCCUGGACCUGGUGGCAGACAGCACCAUGAUGCAGCUCAUCAAGAGCUUCUCUGAGAAACACAGGUUGCAGCGUAUGCAGGCCAUCACAUGUGGUCAGGGUCUGAGCAGCGCCAGCCUGCGGCGGGUCCACACCACGCCCAACACCAUGACCAACCUGGUUCUUCCCAACCUGCCGGGGCCCAGUGAAUGCCUCAUCUGCUCCGAGCUGUCUCUGCUGGUUCUCUUCUGCCCCUGCCAGCACAGCGUGGCCUGUGAAGAGUGCGCCCAUCGAAUGAAGAAAUGCAUCAAAUGCCAAGUCACAAUCACCAAGAAAAUUAGACAAGACCAAACGGAGGUGGGCUGCAGCCCCGGCACGGAGAACUCGGAGCAGCACAACCUGCUGGAGCAGCUGCAGUCCCGCUACCGGCAGAUGGAGGAGCGCAUCACCUGCCCCAUCUGCAUCGACAACCACAUCAAGCUGGUCUUCCAGUGCGGACACGCCUCCUGCAUCGACUGCAGUGCCGCGCUCAAGACCUGCCCCAUCUGCCGGCAGACCAUCCGCGAGCGCAUCCAGCUGUUCGUCUGAGUGACCAACCACAGAGGGGAGAGAGUGGGAAACCAGUGACCUGUGUCUGCUUGUCGCACCCUCCUGCUCAUCCCUCUCUCCCCCCCCCCGAUUGAACACUUACUCAGCCUGUAGUUUGCUUCUCCAUAAGAGACACUGCUGAGAGUCCGUUCUUUGUUACAUUCUGAGUAGUUUCCCUAUCAGAUAAUUUUUCGGCGUCAGAACUGAUUGUUCCGCCUAAACCCGACGGGAAGCAGACGUUGUGAGGCCGUGUUGCCAAUUUUCUGUACUUUAAUUGGUAGCCAUGAGAAAAAUGUCCCCCCCCUCCCCCUCCUUUACCUCUUCUUUUCCCUGCCCUGUCUCUACCUCCAGUAAUCUAUCCUAUCUUUGCUGCUUUAAGUGGAUGUCUGUUACCCAUCAUCCUCUCUGGCUGUCUGGCCUCCCUUUUGUUUACAAGGCUGCGCUGACUCAGUCCCCGUCUCCUCGUGAAUUAUGUUUGCUCUCAUUUGUACCAUCUCUUAAUAAUCAGUGUUAGUCUCUGCAGAGGGAGUUGGUAUAACUAAAGGCUCUCUAUAUAGUCCUCCGACCACUCGCCUGUAUGCAAGGGGAAAUACACACUAUAUAUGCAUGAAUAUAUGCAUAUUGUAAAGCUGAAAAUGACCGUGUCGUCAUGGGUGAUUUGUCGUCGUCGUAGCUUUUAUUUCUCUCUGGUUACAUUUGUGUUUUUUAAUGUACCGAUCAGUACAGGCUUUUAUUUAUGUGUGAAAGGUGGUAUUUCUUAGUAAUGUCUUUUUCUUUUCAGUCGGUGUUUGCUUGGCAACAUUUUUCCUUUUUUUGGGUUUCUACUGAACUUCACCCCAAGCCUAUGUCCUCUACUCAGGGUAUCAAAUCAUUGAAAGCACUUGUGAUAUCCAUAACAGGUCAAAGAGCCCCCCCCACUCCCAAUCCCCCACACACAUUGUUACAGAGCUGCAGUGUACCAGAUCAUUUCAGUGGAAGGUCACUGAAAGAAAAAUGUCAUUAAUAAAACCAACAAAGUUGUGCAUAGUGAUUCCAAUUCACUAAAGCAUCAGUUUAUUUAUCAUUAGUAAAAUGAAUGUUUGCAGAAAGGCAACAAUUGUCUUCAAAUAGAAAAGAAAGUUCCUGAAGCUUCCCGGUCAGCUUUGAAGCAUUGUGUUAGUGUCGUAGUGAGCAGCCAGCAGCAGUGAUUAGUUAUUUAUCCCUGACAUGUAAGAAUUAGAAUCCGACGACGGGCAGAAACGUGAUAUUGUUGUGUUGCACCUCGAGUUCCCCGUCUCCCCUCCGCAAGGAGUCAUUUGAGCAGAAACCCUCUCCUCUGGAGUUUUGGAUUGUACAUCACCUUCAUCCUUUCUAAUGUUUUGGUGUGUUUUCUUGAAGGGCUUAUGCAUAUAAGAAAAAAAAAAACGUAUCUAUUUUAAUCGUUAUUUAAUUUUAAUUUUCUAUAAUAAACAUCAGGAGACAGGACGUUUUUUUGUCUUCAUUAGAUCCCUCAUUUUGGGAGAGCCAAUGUUAAAGAUGUACAUUUGAAUGUCGGGGAAGAAAAAUGUAUCCUGUCUAACUCUGCCUUUUUUAUGUGUAAAGAAAAAAGAAGGAGCCGGAGAGACGCGUUUACCGCAAAUUUUACUUUGAGGAAAGAACUUUUACAUCUGUGCCAAAUCGCAUGAGGAUGUGCAUGGGCAUGCACGCCCAAAUUUAUCUAGACGCACUAUGCUAAAUGCCUCCGAACUCAAGGGAGGGUUCAAUUAUUCCAGCAGUGUGAAGUAAACCUAAGGCAAACAAUAAUAUUUAAUUUAAUUCAAAAUGAAAAGUGUUGCUCACUGAUGUUAGAGCUAACGGUGUUAGCAUCCUGACUAUAGCCGUCAUGACGAGUGAUGCUCACUUCCAAAAUGUUACCAGUCCCAUAUUGUUUGGAGCUUUCUACAAGUAUAUAUAUUUAUAUUUUGUGAGACAUUACCAAUCAAAGGGACAAGUUUUUCGUAAAGGAAAUUGCGACAUUUUAAGGAUUGUCCAUUGGUGUUCCAAGUUGAUGGGUUUACACGCAAAGGCAAUAAUGUUUUAGAGAAGCAGUGAUGUUUGAGUUCUUUAUUUUUCUCCCCUUAAGGAGGUCGCUGUGAGGGCGGGAAACUAUUUCUGUAUAAAACACUAUCAAAUGUUACUAUUAGUGUUUGUACAGUUCAGCUCUUGGAGUUCUGAUGUUGGCCUUACUGUCCGUUCCUCCUCUGUUGAUGUUUUUUCAGUUGUAUUCUGUACAAAAAUAUUUUGCAAUAAAUAUGGAACUGUUUUCUAAGGA
Notothenia coriiceps (black rockcod) is the source of this 3367-nucleotide messenger RNA. RefSeq names its product E3 ubiquitin-protein ligase MIB2-like. The record is from RefSeq and is a predicted model, not a curated record. Gene Ontology annotation, molecular function: protein binding. The coding region runs from base 1 to 1077 and encodes 358 amino acids. Gene Ontology annotation, cellular component: cytoplasm. Gene Ontology annotation, biological process: protein ubiquitination. Lineage: Eukaryota; Metazoa; Chordata; Actinopteri; Perciformes; Nototheniidae. The transcript is spliced from 7 exons.